Molecule: messenger RNA, 610 nt
Organism: Drosophila biarmipes
Lineage: Eukaryota; Metazoa; Arthropoda; Insecta; Diptera; Drosophilidae
Product: keratin-associated protein 19-2
Exons: 2
Coding region: 32-448 (138 amino acids)
Source: RefSeq, a predicted model, not a curated record
AAGCAGCUGCCGGAAAAUAAACAACAGCAAGAUGUAUAAAGAACUGAUACUUGUGACCAUCGCCUGCCUGACCACCUCCAUCCUGGCAGCUCCUGCACCUGAACCCGCUCCAGAACCAGCUCCUGCUCCUGCUCCCGCUCCCUCGCCCAGCAUUGGCUUCGGAAUUGGACAUGGCUACGGUGGCUAUGGCCUGGGAUUGGGUCUGGGCAUCGGGCACUACGGCGGUCACUAUGGCGGCCUGUACGGUGGACACAUUGGAGGAAUUGGUCUGGGGUUGGGCUACCAUGCACCCAUCAUCUCCAAGACCAUCAUCGGCAAGAGCUACCUGGGCGGCUAUGGCUAUGGCCUGGGUCACGGAUACCUCGGAGGCUAUGGACAUGGCCUGUACGGUGGACAUGGUCUGGGUCUGGGAUACGGACUGGGAUAUGGCUACGGCCAUGGUUGGUAGAGGUGCUCCCGAGUCCAAUGAAGUUAAGCCAAGUGCGGAGCCAAGAAAAGCGUGCCACAUGUGAGAGUUUUCAGUCAAGACAAUUACUUCGCAGUACCCAAAACAUUACGAUAGCCUUAAUCAGUCACUCACUCAGCAAGUAAAUAAAUCAAUAAAGACAAA